AUGGUACCCGUGUCUGGAUACGUCAACAACACCAAAUACUCGGCCGAUUCCAUCCGAUGGCUUGACUUCGUUGCCUCCACUGAAGGUGUUACCAUCGAACAUGCAUUGAGUGGCACCGGAGAGAAGAAAAUAGCUGGGUUGUCCGUUGACGGGUUUUGUCAAGAAACAAAUACCGUCUACCAAUUUCAAGGUUGUUUCUACCACGGUUGCCCGACGUGUUUCGAUGGAGACUCCGUGCACCCCCUUAAGGGUGUCACGAUGUCAACUCUCCGUGAGGAAUCUGACAAAAAGACGAAUAGACUUCGUAUGAAGGGGUUCAGAGUAGUCGAAAUUUGGGAGCAUGAUUUUAGGAAGCAAAAGAAGGAAGACCCUCGCCUUCAAGACUUUUUGAAAACACAUACCGCUCAGGACCGGUUGCACCCAAGAGACGCCUUCUUUGGAGGAAGAACGAAUGCUCUGAAUCUCUUCUAUGAGGGUACUGCGAAGUAUAUCGACUUUACGUCACUGUACCCAUGGGUAAGAUUCUCUUUGAGUUUUAUUUACUUUAUUUUUAUUUAGUAAAGCCCCCCAAAAUGAUUUCUCAUUUCCCUCUCUCUCUUUUUUCAAAGGUCAACAAGUACUGUCCGUAUCCUGUCGGGCACCCUACGAUAAUUACGGAGGGAUUCGACGACAUCGAUCAAUAUUUUGGAAUCGUGAAGUGCCGAGUAGUACCUCCUCGUGGGCUGUAUUUGCCGGUGCUACCUUGCCGAAUCCAAGACAAAUUGAUGUUCCCUCUUUGUCGUACGUGUGCCGAGAAUACGCAGCAGGACCCGUGUGCACAUUGUGAUGAUGACAGGGCAUUAACUGGUACAUGGGUAAGCGAAGAGUUAAAGCUCGCAAAGAAAAAGGGGUACCAAAUAACCGAUAUGUACGAAGUUUACCAUUUCCCCAUUUCAUCCAAUGUGCUGUUUCGCGAUUACAUCGACCUGUUCCUCAAAAUAAAACAGGAGAGUAGCGGCUGGCCUCGUGAAUGCAGCACAGAAGAUGAAAAGAGGGAGUACAUACUCCGUUACGAAGCCAAAGAAGGCAUAUUGCUGGACAGCAACGCCAUUUCAAAAAACCCAGGAAGAAGACAAGUUGCCAAACUGGCUCUUAACAGUUUUUGGGGACGAUUUGGCAUGAACACAAACAAAACCAGUUUGGUGUUUGUUAAUAGCAUCCCUACCUUCAACAAAUAUAUGGCCGAUUCAACAAAAAUUAUCAAAGAUGUUUUUUUCCCAUCUGACGAGCUGGCCGCCCUACAGUUUGUUUCUGCAGCCGAGUUUGUGAAGCAGGACACCAGCACCAACAUUUUUGUAGCUGCUUUCACAACUGCAUGGGCGCGGUUGAAGCUGUAUGAGGAGAUGGACAAAUUAGGGACUCACGUACUCUACCAUGAUACAGACAGCAUCAUUUAUUCCAGUGAUGGAACUAACGACCCUCCUCUCGGAAACUUUCUUGGGGAUUUCACGGACGAAUUGGACGGUGGCACCAUCUCUGUUUUUGUGUCUGGUGGCCCGAAAAACUAUGCCUACACUACAAGUGACGGGGAAACUUGCUGCAAGGUACGUGGGUUUACCCUAAACCACAGGAACGUCCAGCUCCUCAACUUCGAUUCCAUCAAGCAGCUCGUGCUAAACUUGGACGAACCCUCCUCCAUCAAUAUCCAUAACCCGGCAAAAAUUUGCAGGGAGCCAAAAAGGAGAAAAAUUAUGAAUAAAGUUGAAAAUAAAAUGUAUCAAAUAAUCUACAACAAAAGAGUCAUACAACCGGACUAUUCGACCUUGCCCUAUGGGUACUAG
Messenger RNA from Uloborus diversus, 1820 nucleotides. RefSeq lists its product as uncharacterized. The record is from RefSeq and is a predicted model, not a curated record. Bases 513 to 1820 code for a protein of 435 amino acids. Gene Ontology annotation, biological process: DNA replication. Gene Ontology annotation, molecular function: nucleotide binding; DNA binding; DNA-directed DNA polymerase activity. NCBI's taxonomy places the organism in Eukaryota, Metazoa, Arthropoda, Arachnida, Araneae, Uloboridae. The transcript is spliced from 6 exons.